AUGGCUGACGGAGCCACACAUGGCAGCGAUGGCGUUCCACAGCCGUUGCCUGUGCUGCUCAUUGGGUCUGGCAGCGCCGGCCUUGCUCUUGCACAAGGACUUCGAAAAGCUGGCAUACCCUGCACUGUCUUCGAAAAGAAUGCCUCGCGCCACAGAGAAAGAGACUGGAACAUGGGCCUGCACUGGGCUGCACCCGUCCUGCGCUCUCUCAUCCCAGAUGGCCAGUUCGAUGAGAAAGUGCAGAGCCUCCAAGUCGACCCUCACGUGCCCACCAAGGAGUUGGACGACCUUAUAUGGCUAAAAGGCGACUCUGGCGAGCGACUAGCAACCAUCACGUUCGGACCCUUCUACCGGCUACGGAGAAGUAAGCUGAGAGACCUCUUGUCCCAGAACCUCGACAUCCAGUACGGAAAGCACCUCCAAAGCAUCGCCUACUCCUCCUCCGGCCAAUCCGUGACUGCCUGCUUCGCCGAUGGUACCUCGGCUGAGGGGAGCCUCCUCGUCGGCGCUGACGGCGCUCGCUCAACGACACGCUCCCUCCUCCUGGGCCCAGAACUCGGCGCCAUUCAUCCUAUCCCUUACUGCGCAACCUUCAUCCAGCACAAGUUCACCGCAGAGCAAGCCGUCUACCUGCGGAGCUUCCAUCCGCUCUUCCUUGCUUCCGCCCACCCCAACAACACCUUUGCCUUCUUCGGCAUGCACGACGCGCCCGACCCCACCGACCCCUCGUCCUGGACCUUCUUCUUCUACAUCUCUUGGCCCUCCUCGCUCGAGGAGCAAGAAGCAACCAAGCACUGGACAGAUGCCCAGCGCGUCAAGCAGCAGAGGGAGCUGGCAAAUGCCUUCUGCGAUCCUUGGAAGAGCGCGCUCCAAUGGACGCCCGACGAGGCUUCGGCUUGGUAUCUGGGGCUCACUGACUGGGAUCCAGCGCUCGAGGGCCAUCGAUGGGAUAACCACAAUGGGUUGGUGACGCUGUUGGGUGAUGCCUGUCAUCCCAUGACGUAUCAGCGAGCGCAGGGCUUGAAUCACAGCGUCACGGACGCGGGCAAGCUGAGGGAUGCGCUGGUGAAGAUUCAGGAGGGCGCAGCGCAGAAAGAUGUCAUCGAUGCGUUUGAGGAGGAGAUGCUCACAAGAGGUGGCACCGAGGUUAGGGAAGGAACGGCGAACACGGUCAUGUUGCAUGACUGGGAGAGGAUCAAGGAGAGCCCGUUGUUCAAGAAGGGAAUGAGGAAGACGGAGACUUGA
Ascochyta rabiei is the source of this 1245-nucleotide messenger RNA. RefSeq lists its product as uncharacterized. NCBI's taxonomy places the organism in Eukaryota, Fungi, Ascomycota, Dothideomycetes, Pleosporales, Didymellaceae. The record is from RefSeq and is a predicted model, not a curated record. The coding region runs from base 1 to 1245 and encodes 414 amino acids. The transcript is spliced from 3 exons. Gene Ontology annotation, molecular function: FAD binding.